AUGCCCGAUUUACCCAAAUACUCUGAAACGGGAGGAUAUAAUUUAGGAUCUCACAAUAUUAAAUCUGCUAAAUUAGAGAAUGACAAAUUAAUAAUUGAAUACAACAAUAAUCAGCAAACAGAAACCAAGGAUAUAAAUGAUGCUGAAUUAGAAAAAAUAAAAUCUUAUUCUCAAAAAAUAGGCAAAAGUGAAUUAUCUUUAUCAGAUUUAGAAAGUAGUUUGAAUACUGGUUCUCCUGAUAAUAAAAUUAAAGAUUGGGGUCGAGGCCGAUUGAGUGGCAAUCUUAAUCAUGAAUAUUUAGAAUGGUCUUAUAAAGUUGGAAAACAAAGGAGAUAUGAACGGCAUAGAAUGUAUUCUCCUUUUUAUCAGAAUGAAACUCAUGAAAAUAAAAAAACUGUUUUUGAAAAUAAGCAUUUAUGGGUUAAAAAUGGUUAUAAUCGGAAUAUUGUUGAUUUAUUAGCCCAUUGUGAAAGAAAAGAAACAGAAUUGCCCUUUUUUGAACAAUUGAAAGAAAAAGUUGGCAAAGAAAUCUUUACUCCCGAAAAGUCUCAAAGACAUCGUGCUUGGUCGAAAUCAGUUAAAGAAAGAAAAGAAUUAGAAAGGUCGUGGGUAUCAGGAGUUCUCCUCCUGUGGGGUCCAUAUCAGGAGUAG
Racocetra persica is the source of this 651-nucleotide messenger RNA. Lineage: Eukaryota; Fungi; Glomeromycota; Glomeromycetes; Diversisporales; Gigasporaceae. The record is from the annotation of a GenBank genome assembly.